GUCCAUAGAUUUUUCAAAUUCGAAAUCGUAUAUUUGACAUAGAUAAAAUUGCCAGGACAGUGCGAAAAGUCACAUUUUCCCCUAAGAGGAAUAUAAGCAUGCGAAUUUUCUUGUCUUAGUUCACAGAUUAUUCCGUGCCGAGAAACAAUUUUUAGUUGUGAAUUAAAUUUUAGUUGCGUGUGGUUUCGUAAGUAAUCACAAUCGUACAUCAUUUUCCCCUUGAUACACGUGGAAAAAUCUGAUUCGAUGUUUACGCUGUCUUUCCUGAAUAAAUACAACCAACACGAGUGACGAAUAAACACGCCUCAGGAUUUUCUGUUGAACCAAUGUGAAAAUUUUUGUUUGUAACUUGUUCGUAAUCAGUAUUCCAUUAUGAGGUUAUGUGUCGUGUUUGCUGUGCUGUUUUUCGUUGAAGCCGUCGUCGGACAAUUUGCAACCGUGCGAAGGAAGAGUGGUGUAGUGAAAGAUGACGAAGAAGACGAUGUUUUUGUAGCUACUGAAGAAUGGCAAACAGUGAAAAAAGGCCAGUCUGUACCAAGUGGGCUUCAUGUGAGACUAAAUCUGGAGACAGGAGAGACAGAAGCGAAACUUCUUGAUCCAAGUGAGAGACCAGGGGCUACUGCUGUUGCACCUGUAUAUGAUGAAGCAGCUAAGGAUGAAAACUCCGAUAUUACCGAAAAUAAAGAACGAAUUAGGGAGUCUAUUUUGAAUAUAGAAAGUGUUGAAGAUUCUAUAACAACAGAAGAGGACAUUGAACGAGUGCGGAAGAGAUUUAGAUCCUAUGAUGAAUUGAAAAAGAAAUUUGAAGAAUUAAACUUGAAUAUAAAAACUGAUCUAGAAUUAUUGAAUGAGUUGCUUGCAAAGUUCAGAGCAAGUGAACUGAAAGAGGAUGAAGGUGAAGAUGAAUUAAUAGCCAUUUUGACUGAUCUAGAAUAUAUGGUGCACCAAGUGGACAAUGCAAAGGAAUUUGUUCAAGCAGGAGGGAUUUUGGAGAUACUGCCAUUGCUGAAUGCCACCUCUCCGCAACUACGUUCAGUCGCAGCACACUUAUUGGGCUCAGCAGCGCAGAGCAAUCCUAGAGUGCAGAUAGCUCUGCUAGAGGCAGGUGCACUUACAGCACUCGUUCGUGCUGUUGCACUAGACACAGAUCCCACAGUUCGUUCUCGUGCACUGUUUGCCUUAUCUUGCCUUAUUCGCAAUUUUCCAAUUGCUCAGGCACAGUUUGUAACUGAAGGAGGUUUGUCAGGCCUUGCAGAAUUGUUUGCUGGUGGUGAUAGCCAUGACAAACUAAAACUCCAGCUGAAAGUUGCAACUCUGCUGCAAGAUCUACUGCAAGAACGUACCGAUGCUCUUAUGGCUGAAGAUAAACAGAGAGAAGAACGAAUAAGGCAGUAUGAACAAGCUGGUUUGGAGGCUCAUCUCUCAGAACAAGGCUGGUGCCGGAGGGUUGUCCAGUUGCUAGCAAGCCAGGCUCAAGUUCCUGCAGAAGGCUUCAAUAAGGUUCGGCGGGAUGACUUCAGUUCUGCAGUAUCCCAGGAAGUGCCUGUUUUAACACACCAUGAUGCUGUAGAGAAGGCUGCAGGCGCAGUGCUUGCAUUGGCACGAGGACCAUGUCAGAAAGAAUAUCGCGGAAACAGUCGGCUAAUUUCAGUAAUUAAUGAACUCCGUGUGUGGUACAGUGAACUAGCAUCACGAGAGACACAGCCAGAUGGACAGUACUUCUCUGGUCUUUUUGAGCUUUUUGAUCAACUUAGUAUUGAAGUUGGAAUCAAAACUGGAACUAAAGAUGAACUUUGACUGUGAUUGAGUGUGAAAUAAAUUGUGCAUUAUAUGAAA
Molecule: messenger RNA, 1836 nt
Organism: Schistocerca nitens (vagrant locust)
Lineage: Eukaryota; Metazoa; Arthropoda; Insecta; Orthoptera; Acrididae
Gene: Sil1
Product: nucleotide exchange factor SIL1
Exons: 6
Coding region: 373-1797 (474 amino acids)
Molecular function (GO): protein binding
Source: RefSeq, a predicted model, not a curated record